ACUUUAAACAGUCACUUUCCCACUUGGAGCUUACUUGUGGCUUUGCUAACAAAACAGGAAGUGAUCUGAAUACAGCCUGUCUUUAUGACUUUUGAACAUCAGGAGUUUGGAAACAAGUUUCAGCAGUAAAACCAAAUAUGGCAUCUUCCAUGAGGAGCUUGUUUUCUGACCACGGGAGAUAUGUUGAAUCUUUUCGGAGGUUUCUCAACCAUUCCACGGAACACCAGUGCAUGCUGGAAUUCAUGGACAAGAAGCUGCCAGGCAUAAUAGCAAGGAUCGGAGACACAAAAUCAGAAAUUAAGAUUCUAAGCAUAGGCGGAGGUGCAGGUGAAAUUGAUCUUCAAAUUCUCUCCAAAGUUCAGUCUCAAUACCCAGGAGUUUGUAUCAACAAUGAAGUUGUUGAGCCAAGUGCUGAGCAAAUUGCCAAGUAUAAAGAGCUUGUAGCCAAGACAUCAAACCUCAAGAACAUAAAGUUUGCUUGGCAUAAGGAGACAUCAUCUGAAUAUCAAAGCAGAAUAUUGGAGAAAAAGGAGCUUCAAAAGUGGGACUUUAUUCAUAUGAUUCAGAUGCUGUAUUAUGUAAAAGAUGUCCCAGCUACCCUGAAAUUCUUCCAUAGUCUCUUAGGCACCAGUGCUAAGAUGCUCAUUAUUCUUGUGUCAGGAAGCAGUGGCUGGGCCAAGCUGUGGGAAAAAUACGGAUCACGCUUACCCAGGGAUGACCUCUGCCUGUAUAUCACAUCAUCUCAUCUCACUCAGAUGCUGGACAACCUAGGGCUUAAGUAUGAGUGCUACGACUUUUUGUCCACCAUGGACAUAUCUGACUGCUUUAUUGAUGGGAAUGAAAAUGGGGAGCUGCUUUGGGAUUUUUUGACCGAAACCUGUAACUUUAAUGCCACAGCACCACCUGAUCUUAAAGCAGAGAUUGCAAAAGAUCUACAAGAGCCUGAAUUUAGUGCUAAGAAAGAGGGUAAGGUUCUUUUUAAUAAUAGUCUGAGUUUCAUAGUGAUUGAGGCAUAACUAUCAAUCACAAAAGUAUAUUUAAAUAUUACAUAUUGAACAACUCUGAUCACUCAUUUAUUUCCAUAUUAAAUCACAAAUACAUUCAUUAAUGUAAAUAAAGCACUGUUUCCAUAUGAGAUGUAGAGAAUUCCAAAACAUUAUUGGACUUCCAUGUGGGAUACUGCUGGUCUUAUCCUGUCCCUCCUCCAGGUGGAGAGAUCACAUGCAGGCUCAGUAUAACAUAAACUAGAAAAAUUAGGCAACUGAAUUUCUAUGGCUUGUUGAUGACAAGAUUCAUUCCAUUUGCUGAUUGUCUAAAUUAUUCUAGAAUACUAAUAAAACAUAUACUAUAGAUUCUUUGUUAGUGAAGUAUCCACUUAUCGGUACUUUGAACACAAAGCCUGUGUUGCAACUGAAUUUCCAUGACUUAUUGACAAUAAAAUUCAUUCC
Saimiri boliviensis boliviensis (Bolivian squirrel monkey) is the source of this 1448-nucleotide messenger RNA. It is a transcript of the gene HNMT, whose product is annotated as histamine N-methyltransferase. Gene Ontology annotation, molecular function: N-methyltransferase activity. Lineage: Eukaryota; Metazoa; Chordata; Mammalia; Primates; Cebidae. The record is from RefSeq and is a predicted model, not a curated record.